This is a messenger RNA of Paramormyrops kingsleyae, 5679 nucleotides long. NCBI's taxonomy places the organism in Eukaryota, Metazoa, Chordata, Actinopteri, Osteoglossiformes, Mormyridae. The record is from RefSeq and is a predicted model, not a curated record.
AGUGAUAUUUGUACAAUUCGGUUCUGCAUUAGCCAGAAUUGUGCUACCGUGUUUUAUAUUCGGAUGAGCUAAUCGUUUAUGGAAAGGCAACACAUGUAUUUACUGGUUGUCAUGCGGGCAGCACCUACUGUUGCAUUCGCUUUUGUUACGUUUAUGCAUAGCUAUGACUCAGCCCCACCGUGAAAGGGUACAUAUGUCACGGAGCGCGUAUUUAGCCGUAGUAAGAACGAAUCCUGAUAAAACAUUAAAAUGAGCACGCGCCCUUGUUUCCCGUUUAUCGUCUCCCCGAUUGAAACAUUAAUUAUAUUGCCAUUUGCUUGUGCUGUCUUGCAUCACGCGAGGCUCGCGCUUUGCCACGUUACGCUACGUUAAGCUUUUUUCCGCGAGACGGCGGAAUCUGCUCUUUCCGAUCGAAUGUCUGUUUACGUCACGGUGCCCCUUCGUUUAAGAUAUUUAGUCAAAACAUAAUGACCGCUUAAUUGAACAAAGGGGUCAUCUAAUGACCCCGUAGUAACUGGCGCAGACAUUUCACAUAUUUGUAUUAUAGAAUAAAACAAAGAGAAGCGAUGAAGUGUCAAGUUCCGUAGUGAUCGAUGGUUGUGGGUGAUGGUUGCGCUCCUCCUGCCGUGAGGGUUAAUGUUUGCAUUCCGACGACACCCAUCGCAAACCUGAUAUCUCUGGGUUCAAGGUUCAGUGUUUCAGCGCUGCCAACUCUAAGGCAUCUGGCGUGACACUCGGGCUUUCAGACUCUAACGUAAGAAGUCUUAUGGAAAAUGUCUGUUAUUCCAUUAUAAACGUAAUAUUUACUUCAUCAAAAGCUUUGGAGUAGUAUGCAAGCCCUACAGACUAUUUACGAGGUAAUAAAACUGUUACAUACAUAUAAAUGCCUGUGAAGACUUGUCUCGAAUUGAAAAUCUCACGCCAGCCAGCAGAUCAAAGUUGGCAGCCCUGUUGGUUUGCCUUUUGGGCGAGCAGGCUUGAUGUCAGUCAUGUUAAGUUGAAGCAGAGGGAGCCAGUGUUGACCAUGCUAAAGCGACUGGACAAAAUAAGGUUCAGAGGUCAUAAGCGAGAUGAAUUCCUGGAUCUGGCCGAGUCUCCCAACGCGUCCGACAGCGAAUGUAACGAUGACACCCAGAUGAGACCUCGGCCCUCUGCCAGAGACGCCGAAGAGCAGCGAGACCCUGCUGGCUCAGGGGUCGCUACGGCGGGCGGCAUGCAGGACUUCCACCGAUCCGAGUCCGACCGGCUCAACGAGGUGAAGGGCCACUUGGAGAUCGCUUUGCUGGAGAAGCACUUCCUGCAGGAGGAGCUCAGAAAGGUCCGCGAAGAGACCAGCGUGGAGACGCUAAAACAAGAGCUGGAGAAGGAGCGGACGAAGCGACUGGACCUCGAGCAGAAGAUGAACGAGGUCCUUAAGUCCAGAGUCGAGGACUCGCCGCCACAGCCUCCACGGAAACCGGUGUCACCUGCCACCAACGGGACGGCUUCUGCCAGGGGCGGUUUGAAGGCCGUCUGCAGCACGUUUUCAUGGCAACAGCAUGUUCAUGAUAGCCAAUCCUACAGCAAGUGCGGAGAAUUAAAGAAAGACAAACAAGGCCGCGAGCUGUACUCACGACUCUACCAGUGGCUGUAUGACAAGCUGGCCAUCUACAUAGAGGACUUCCGCUUCCAGCCGGAGGAGAACACUGUGGAAACAGAAGAACCGCUAAGCGCUAAGAGGUUGACUGAAAACAUGAGAAGACUCAAGCGCGGUGCCAGGCCGGUCACUAGUUUCCUAAGGAACCUGUCUGCCUUAUCGAACUGGCACUCCGUCUACACGUCGGCGAUCGCCUUCAUCAUGUACAUGAAUGCUGCCUGGCAUGGAUGGGUCAUCCCCAUGUUCCUGUUCCUAGCUAUCUUGAGGUUGUCCUUAAACUACCUCAUCGCAAGAGGCUGGAGGAUCCAGUGGAGUAUCGUGCCUGAAAUCUCAGAACCGGAGGAACCUACGAAGGAGGACCUGACAGUGUCUGAGAAAUUCCAGUUGGUGCUUGACGUUGCCCAAAAAGCACAGAACCUCUUUGGCAAGAUGGCGGGCAUCUUGGAGAAGAUAAAGAAUCUCUUCAUGUGGGUGCAACCUGAAAUGACUCGGAAGCUCUACAUCGCUCUCUGGGUGGCCUUCAUCUCCUCCUGUGUGCUGCCUUUCAAGCUGCUGGGCUUCAUAAUUGCACUGUACGCCGGCAUCAAGUUCUUCAUCAUCGACUUCUUCUUCAAGAGCUGCCCCAAACUGAGGGACAAGUACGACACGCCGUACAUCAUCUGGACCAGCCUGCUCACCGAGCCGCAGCUAAAGGAGCGUGCCAGUGCCGCCAUGUCCCGGCGGAUCCAGCCUGUGGUGUCUCGCAGCAAUCAGGUGACCAACCCCCAGUAUGGUAUCGCUCGUGAUGAAGAGGGCGGACGAGCCCAUAGCACUAAAAAGGGGCCCUUUCACGAGAUCUUCAACCUGCCAGAGAAUGAGCGCCCCCUACCAGUGUGUGAGAACGGCUGGCGUUGCUGUUUGAUUAACAGAGACCGCAAGAUCCCCACAGACUACAUCCGCAAUGGGCUCCUCUAUGUCACAGAGAACUACAUGUGUUUCGAGAGCUCCAGCUCACGGUCCAGCUCUUCCAAGAAGAAUAAAGUCAUCAAACUCUCCGACAUCACAGAUAUACAGAAGUAUAAAGUCCUCUCCGUGCUCCCUGGCUCUGGGAUGGGAAUAUCGAUUGCCACUCCCUCCACUCAAAAGCCCCUGGUGUUUGGAGCCAUGGCUCACAGAGACGAAGCCUUUGAAGCAAUCUUCACGCAGUACAUGAAAAUCAUCACUGCCAGCAACCCUGAGACCUAGGGGCUACGGCAGCGGUGUGCCUGAAUACCUGACAUCUCCUCUGUACCAUCUCGGCACAGGAGAAUGGAUGGUGUAUAUAGGCAAGGGCGGGACAUACACCUUUGUCUCGCUCACCGUGAUUGGUCAGGGGUGUUAGGCCACACCCUGCUCCCUUGGUAGUGAUCAGUAGAGACGGUGCCUUCUGUUCACUGGAGUUUUGUGAUGGGAGGGGCUGGAUCUCCUCCCCAGGCACUGUCACAAUCCCCCUCCUGGUGUGUUUUGGUUAGUGUGGGAAAUGUGUGUCCGUUUUACAGGGCUGAGCGAAAUCCAAUCCACCCUCCACAGGUUACAUUCUGGCCAUGUCCAUCCCAUAAUGUGAGGUCCCUGCGGUCUGAACCAAACAACGGCCCCUAGACAGUGCUGCGGGGACCGGGUGGGGGGGAACGGGGCAUGGAAGCCAGCCUCCAAACGUCCUCACAAAGUACAGCUCCUCUAAUUUCCGUCCUGUUUGUAAUUACCCCUGCGUACCUCCCCCAUCCCCAAUGAUCCGCCAUCAAUAGAAUGUUUGGUGUAAAAGCACAGAGUCUACAACGUGUCAGGGGCCGUUCCCUGCAUGGCGUGUAACUGCAAAGAUCGGAACCUGUACGUAAUCAGAGGUGAAUUACCUGACAAUCGAUUCUUAACCUGAUAACUUUGGCUUCUGUUAAUUUCAUUGAUUAGCUGUUAAAUUUAUUCACCUAGCAGGUAAUUUGAGCUGGUCGGCGGGCAUUUGGCGAAUUGGGCUCAUGUGUUUGUUACCAAAACCCUUCAAGUGAUAUUUUCCCGUGGAUGAUAUUUGGAAGCGUCUUAGCAUUGCAGGGUAAAAAGGCCGCAGUGAGGGUCUAGGCAGAACAGAGCUGUCCCUGUUAGCGAGUGACAAUAGCGGGAAAAAGCCAUUGGAUCACUGGAUCUUGCAGUGUUAGUUGGGGUGGUCCUUCUUGGCCCACGCUGAGGGACACUGUAAACGCAAACAGCGAGUCCUUCAUUUCCCCUUCGGAGGGAGGUCGCGCUACGUUCUGCGAUUCCCAUUCUCUGUGAAAGCUGGACUUUUUCUUAACAGAAAAGGUUUUCAAACGGAAAAAACACUCAAUGCCAAACCAUCCCUCGACUGACAAUCUUAAAUGGUAGCACGGUAACAUCGUACCAGAUGCUCCUUUGUUUACCCACACUUUGCUUUGUGAUAUCGGCUGAUGGCUGUCCAGGCCAAGUGGAGCGUGUGUCGGUAUCUGAUGCGAUGUAAUCGCCCAGCCUUCGUGAGCGAAAUCUGCCCUAAGCUCCUGCACGGCUCAGCCGUGUUGGUGUAAUGCCUCAGAAGCCAGUACAAGCUUCUCGCCAUGAAGGAUUUUAAAUACCCAUUUUUCUAAAAAUAGCCAGAGAUGGGGUUUUUUAUUAAAAUGUGCAUCAGGAUAAAGCUUGCACUCUAGAUUAAGAAACAAAUCACACCUUGAAGGAACAUUUGUGUGCGUGUUUGUGUAUAUAUACAUAUUUUUUCCCCUGAGGUCUGUUAAGUGAUCCCACUAACUGAAAUCAUUUCUGGCUUCUGUGUAGAAACCAUUACAGUAAAAGCCCAGGCUUAUGACGUAAAACAUAGUUUUGCCAAACACCAGACUUAUUUCAUUGUUAGUCAUGUUGUGCCUGAUCUGUCGUCCUUUCAGAGGGUUGUCUUUGGCUCUCCAUUGGUUAGUUUUGGCAGCUGAAAUCCAGGUGAACAGGAAAUGAAGACUGUGAAGAAUACCUUCUGGAAUGAACACUGUCACGGUGGUGAUUGGCCUGUGUGGUCACAUGACAAUCUCUGCACCCUCGUCCCAUUUGCUGCUGAUACUCCUAGGCUUCCUGUGCGCUUGAUCUGCCUACUCUGUUUUUUCUGCUGCAGCCUUGUGUGUUGCCCCUAGCUGUGAUCUUUGGAUGAAUCCAAAUGGAGCUUGGAUGGCAGUGUAACCCUCAUGCACGGAAUUAGCCCGCAGGAACCAAAAGCACUCCAUUGAGUUUUAUAACUACAGAACAAACAGGCCAUAAUUUACCGUUUUCUGGGCUGCUGAUUAACCGUGACCAGGGCUGGAUGAAUGGUUACCGGCGACCCAGAACUCGUCUCCGUGUGGGUUGGCAGUGCUGGACUCGGCCAUCUCAGCACCUUGCUUUCAUGGUUUUCGCUUCAUAGGCUUCAGGAACCCCCCCCACCCCAGCAACUCCCAUAAACGCCUCGGUCAGCGAUGUACACACUAGUAAUCUCAGUUCUUGAUGAAUUAAGAAUCAGUGCUGCCUGGUUAUACUCCAGUUAAAUAGGUUAAUUGCAAGUUAAAUGCAGAACACAACUUUGUUACACAGUAAUAAGAACAGUAAGGUACUGUAAUGAAGAAUAAUUAAGCUAUAUGCUACUCAAAUGGCAGUUUGCCCUGUAAGCACUUCUGUAAAAUGCUCAGUCUUCAAAUUGUUUCGAUACAAUGUAGAAAACAUCGUUCAUGUUCUGCCUGCCUGAUAUGGCGACCCUGGAAACCGUUUCCAAGAGCAAAAACUAUUCAUCCUAUUCCUAGUGAGCAGAGAUUGUCACACCCACACAGAACGACACCCUUAACUGCUUAACACCCUUUCUGCUGUAAACGAAGUAUUUUUACUGUGAGUAAAUUUGUCCUCUGUUUAAAGAUAUUAUUUUAUUAAAUGCCCAAUAUGUAUAUACAUGCACAGGAUAGAACUUGAAAAGUUGUGAAUAGUACUUUAUAUUUUGUUGUGAAAGCUGGAAAACAAGAACAGGAGUUUUAUAAAAGCUGUACACCAACAAAAACAAAGACCUCUGUACUGUUUUU